AUGGUUGACUUUCUCCUCGGUGCCAACCUAGUUGGAAUUGGAAUAGGUCCGGCUCUUGACCUUUUCAAGGAAGUUAAAGAAUUCUUAACUUCAAAUCCAUCUGAAAUUAUUACAUUAAUCUUAGAAGACAGUGUUGAGGCCCCUAAAGGACUAGCUAAACUUUUUGAUGCUGUGGGGUUGACACAAUACUUGUUCCCGUUGUCCAAAAUGCCUCAACAUGGUAGAGGCUGGCCAUCAGUUGAACACAUGGUUGUUAAUAAUCAAAGGCUUGUCGUCUUCACUUCAGCCAAAUCAAAGCAAGAAAGUGAAGGAAUUGCAUAUCAAUGGAACUUCAUGAUUGAAUAUAAAUAUGGAAGUGAGGGACUGCAAAUAGGGAGCUCUACUAAACAUGAGGGGUCAUUAAAACUAGACAACACAAGUAAAUCAUUGGUGCUCGUCAACUAUUCACCACUAAGUUUCACUUCAUGCGACGAAAUGAACAUUGAACAUCUUAUGAGCACACUUCGCACAAGUUAUACUGCAGCUGGCAACCGAUGGGCAAAUUUUAUUGCUAUUGAUUAUAAAAAGAGGAGUGACGGAGGAGGAGCAUUUCAAGCUGUAGACUUCGUAAAUGGGAUGCUAUUGUGCAUGUGUGAUGAUGUCAAUUCAUGCAAAGGAGGUGAAGAGAGAUUUCAAGUAUCUAUGGAUGAACUUUAAAGAUUUCAAGUAUUUAUGGAUGAACUUUAAAGUUGUGUUUCUAUUACAGAUAUGGGUAGGAAUUUAGAAAAGAAAAGGAAAAGAUAAAAUCUGAGUGAAAUAUAAGUAUAUUUUAUUCAUAUUUCAUCUAUUUUUUCUUUUUCUUUUUAAAAUCCUUACUUAAAUUCAUAAUUCAAAAUGCCUAAGUUGCUAAACUACUAGAGAUCCUAUAGCAUGCUAUGAAGACGAAUCAAUCUUGCAAAGUAGUCACUGUAAUGGUUCAUUGGUGUGCCUUAUGAUGGUAUUGUUUGGCUUAUUUUUUCCUACAAGGAAAUUUUAUAAAUGUAAGCAUAUUAGUAAGGAUUGAA
This is a messenger RNA of Camellia sinensis, 1043 nucleotides long. The record is from RefSeq and is a predicted model, not a curated record. NCBI's taxonomy places the organism in Eukaryota, Viridiplantae, Streptophyta, Magnoliopsida, Ericales, Theaceae.